CCGUCAUAAAUGUAUAGAAAUAUUUUAAUGCAGCUGAAAUAAUGUUAAAAGUUAUUAACUUUCCCUUAAUUAUAUGCUUAAAAACAUCUGCGUAUAAAAGAAAACAGUACCAAGAUUAUUUAUAAUGUAAAUAAAUGUGGUACAUAUAUAAUAAAAUUUGCCGCCAGGAGGCUUCCGUGUUGGGAACUUUGCGCAUGCGUAUCAUUUCGAUGUAAACAGCGAAGCAUGGAGUCCGGUAAGAGAAAACGCGGUCGUCCAAGUUUGACGGAGUCAGCACGGAAGAAAAAGAGGAAAGAAUCUGAAAAACGACGCAGCCAACAAAGAAUUUCUAUAGGACACCAUCUAGAAGAAUGGAAUCGGCUUCGUGUUGCACUUGGCCUACAAUCAAACCCACAACUUGCAGGCGUUCUCCUCAGGCAACACAAGCACUAUGAAGGCCGUACUAGACGUAUGUCAACUCCUGCAAAACAGGGCUUGCCAACAGGUCCAGAAUUUACAGUGUCUGAGAUUUCCUGUACAGACACAGGCAGUAAAGACAGUGAAAGCACGGAAACAGCAGUGUCAGGAAUAGAAGAAAUGGAAAAAUCCUUUGGGGAUCAGCCAACAAGCAGCCAUGUUACAUUUCAGAAAAAAGCACUGUCAUCCUCCUUCAUAGACCCAUUCAGUUUAAGUAUUAGUGUUACCAAGGAUUAUGACGAGGAAGAAGAUAUGCAUGACGACGAUUAUGUACCAGAAUUUGAUGUGACCUUGGGGGAAGAGAAUACAGAUAUUGAAGAUGUAGCUGGCGGUGACAUGGUCCUUGAUAUAGAGAAUACAGAUAUGGAAGUUGAAUCAGGAGAAAACUUCACCGGCCCAGGCAUCACCCAAAUAUCAUCAAUGACAGAGUCUGAAUCCGUUUUGAAAGCAGAUAAAGUGAUUGCAUAUGAAGAGCAGCUUCUGCAGUUAGCUUCCACAAAGAUAAAUGAUAAAUGCAUAGUGAAAGGAUGCUCGGAAACAUUGAAACUUUCUACAAAGUAUGUCGCAUCUGCCAUGUACAUUGUUUGGUCCUGCGCAAAUGCACACAUUAGACAUAGAUGGUGUUCUCAACCAGUGCUCAACAAAGGACUUCACAGUGGAGAUUUGAUGAUAUCAGCUGCAAUUCUUUUCUCUGGGAACAAUUUCAGUAAGGUGGCACUAAUGGCAAAGUUCCUCGAUCUUCAUUUCCCCAGCCAGUCAUCCUUUACACGUAUACAGAGGAGUUACCUUGUUCCAGCCAUUGAUGAGAAGUGGGAAACACAUCAAGAGAGUAUAAGGGCUGAUCUUGGUGACAAGAAUUUAGUACUACUGGGAGAUGGGCGUAUGGACAGUCCUGGGCAUUGUGCUCAGUAUUGUACCUACACAAUGAUGGAGAAUGACAGCAAAAAGAUAGUGGCCUUGGAAACUCUUGACAAGAGAGAGACUGGAAGAAAGAGUACGAAUCUUGAAAAGGCCGGCUUUCAAAGAGCACUGGAAGAUGUUAAACAAAGUAACCAGGUUACCGAAGUUGUUACUGAUGCACAUUUACAGAUUGGGGCAUUGAUGAAGAGACAGUAUCCUGAGAUAAAGCAUUCCCAUGACAUCUGGCAUGCUGCUAAGAAUUUGGGGAAGAAAAUAAUUGCGGCAGGCCAAGAAAAAUCGAACAAAGACUUGUUGGCAUGGAGCCAAGAUAUUGUGAAUCACUUUUGGCAUUGCUGCAAAGUUGCCAGCACCUAUGAAGAGUUCCUUGAUGUGUGGGUUGGAGUUCUGCAUCAUGUCCAUAACGAACAUGAGUGGGCAUUAUCCUAUGGAAGUUUGGCACCGGGAUCAUGUUUUCAUGGUGACCUUGAAGAGACAGAACGAGAUAAGAAAUGGCUGGACAAGGGAAGCUCUGCUCAUGCUGCCUUGACAAAAGUUGUUCUAGACAAACGCUUCCUGAAUAAUGUCCACUACUUUCUAAAUUUCAGAAGUACAUCAAACUUGGAGAUUUUCAACAACCACAUAUUGAUGUAUGCAACAAAGAGAAUUUCUUAUUCGCCACCAGUCUAUAGGGCAAGGAAUGUAUUGGCUGCAUUAGACUACAACCAUAGUGUUGAUUUGCCAACAGCUACAAAUAAAGAUGGAAGUAUCAGAUAUCAAAGGACUUUUUCAAAGAAGUCGGGGAGGUGGACAACUGUGGAGCGAAAGCAAAACAAGACUUAUGCCCAUAUUGACAAACUUUUUGAAAGAGCUCUAAAAAUGCGUUUGGAGUCUGAUAGAGGGAUGCAUCAUCCUGCAGAAUUAUCAGCAACAGACCCUCGACGGAUUUCCAAAACCAUUGCCCCAAAGUCUCCACCUCCAACAGCAGAACUUGUUUCCCAGAAAAAAUCAAGAUUUAAGUAGAUUAAAUAAACGUUUUCUUUUUUGUAAAGGCAGCUAAAUGUUUCAAUGGAUAUUACACAUGUAAGGCAAAUCUAUUUUAGUUCAUCACAGUUUAUUGUCAUUGUACAUGUAUAUAUGAUACAUACGAGUCCAAAUAAUGAAACUGUUUAAAUGUACAUUGUAAACUAUAUUGAAUGAACUGUGAUAUAUCAUUGCACAUACUGUAUCAUUUCUUUUUUCAAAUCUGUACAGAUGUGAUUGGUUUCCUUACCAUAUAAAAUCAUUAUACAUAUACUUUUUUCUCUCCAAAUGUGUUAAGGAUGUGUUUAAGUAGAUAUUCUUGUCCAUAGUUUUUUAAGAUAUGAAGAAAGAAUUUCCUCGAACUAAAACUAAUUCAUUAUGAUAAACAUGAUCACGUGUUUCUACAAAAUUAUGAACAUAAACUGCACCAUUAUUCCCAUUGAUAACAAACCUUAUACUAGUAUUCCAUUGAUAGUUAGCUACUCUUUAUGUUGUCUUAACCAAAAUGAUUGACCAAAAACCAAGGAAUUUGGUAGCUGCCUGUUGUUUAAUAUGUAGUCAUUAUCUGUUGGGCAUUUUUAAUUAUUUGACUUCUCAUCAGUAAGUACAUACAUGUAGCCAUAUUUCAUUUAAUUUGAUAUGAGACUUAUUAAGGGUAAGGGGUUUUAUAAUUGUUUAUUUCUUUGUCACUGCACCACUGUGGCCUGAGGGGUGUCAAAUCCUAAAUGUUUUAAAGAUAUGUUUUAAAUAAGGAAAUCUGUCCAUUAUCUAUAAUGAGCAAAGAUUUUUGUAUAAAAAUUUCAUGGCUCCCAAUCUCCAGCACUUGGUUGGGAACCAGAUUGGUAUUUAGUGAAACUACAUGUGUGUCAGUUUUAAUUCUGUGCAUGUUUGCAUGGUUAUAAGAAGCAUGUAGCUGUUUAUCAAAUUUUAAAAGUCCCUACCCCAUCACCAGGUGGUCAGGUUGUCAAUUGGGGCUCAAAUGGUACAUGUGUAUAUAGUGAAAGUACUUUCAGAUUUUUUUGAUUAUCUCUUACUUGCUUCUGUGUAUUGUGAAUAAAUACUCCUGCAUUAUUAUGAAGAGUGGGUAGCCAUAUGCCAAAUUAUGCAGUUCAAUGCAAAUUGUUUUCUUGUGUGCUUACAAUGAUGAAUCUUGUAUACAAGUUCGAGCUUUGCCAAGGUUAAAUUUUUUUGUUGAAAAUGUUCUAAGUGACACUUCCAUUGAGAAUUAUAGGGACAUUUCUGCAAUCAAGAUAACUUGAUUACCUCAUUUAUGUAUAAUAAUGCAAAUACAAAUUGACAAUAAAGAAUGGCAAUGUGGGAAAGGGUUACAGAUCAAGUCAAAAUGGGAUAUACACUGGUGAUAUAAACUACAAAAAUCUCUAAAUACAUGCAAUAUAAGCUGCAAUUGUUUAAAAUGGCAUGAAAGCAAUUACAUAUUAUUGCUCUAUAAUAAACAGAUUAAUUUUGGUGAACUAAUUUUAGUGUACAAUCCAUCUUGUCAUUUAGGAUUAAAGGUUCAGAUUUUAUUAAUCAGUGGUGUUAAUUUGAUCCAUUAGUGCAUUGCAGUCCACAAAUUCUUGUGUAUUUCUCUCCAUCUUCGAUGCCUUUUACUAUGGUUCGUAUUUUGAUCAUUUAUUUUGGAGAUGUGGAAGAAAAUAUGUUUAGUACUUUGUAACUAAUCAUAAUUAUAUGGCCAAUUUCAGUGCAUUGUAUACCGGUAGACUGGAAAGAAAUUAAGCUUACUGACAUUUUUUAUGAAAAUGCGUCUUGUGAAAUUUGAUUUUUCUAUAUUAGCAAUAUGUUGAUACAAUAAAGUUAUUUAAGGGGCAAGAUCUAAGAAAUUGAUAUAGAAAGAAAACAAUUAAAAUUCCUGUGGGAGGGGGUGGGUGGGGUCAAAUUCCAUUAAUUUUAUGAUGGGGGGAGGGGUCAAUUCUACUUUUUUAAGGUACAUAUACUUUUAAAGAUUACAUAUACACGGUGUGAAUAAACAGUAGAAAGGGUACAUAGAAUGUUAUUUAUACCAUGCUUAGUAUUUGUAAUUGAAAAUCAGUUUAGAUACUUUAGUUUACACAUGGAUGUAGUAGGGUCUAAAUGAAAAGUAUGUGAAUUUUGUUUCUUGAAAGACAUUGAACAUUUGAUCUUGCCCCUGAAUAUCAAUUCUAAUGCACACACUGA
Ostrea edulis (European flat oyster) is the source of this 4551-nucleotide messenger RNA. RefSeq lists its product as uncharacterized. The transcript is spliced from 12 exons. The coding region runs from base 226 to 2376 and encodes 716 amino acids. The record is from RefSeq and is a predicted model, not a curated record. NCBI's taxonomy places the organism in Eukaryota, Metazoa, Mollusca, Bivalvia, Ostreida, Ostreidae.